This is a messenger RNA of Propithecus coquereli (Coquerel's sifaka), 2331 nucleotides long. It is a transcript of the gene ELMOD3, whose product is annotated as ELMO/CED-12 domain containing 3. The record is from RefSeq and is a predicted model, not a curated record. Lineage: Eukaryota; Metazoa; Chordata; Mammalia; Primates; Indriidae. The coding region runs from base 440 to 1585 and encodes 381 amino acids. The transcript has 13 exons.
UGCGCGUGCGCUAAUGCGGCCCAGCCGGAGCUUCAGACCCCAGUCGAGAAAGAUUGUAACCAUCCCUGUUGGAGGCCCCAGCAGUGCUCCAGCCAGGUGCUGUAAGGCCGGUGAUGCUUCUGCGCUACUUGGUUCAUUUCAUGCACAGUAACAGAAGAGCUUUCCUGAAAUUGCUAUUACCAUACCUGCCUGUCGCCUUGCCAAGACCUGAGGCUGCGAAAACCUCAGGGACUUCUUUCAGUUCUCACAGAAACCUCCUGCACCCUUGCGAUGGCGCAAAGGGACUGUUUCUUACUCUUAGUCUGAAUGAGUGCCAAGAAGGAAGGCAAAGGUAGAGCAAUUGGAUCUCUGGCUAUCCCGGUAGCUUCUGAUCUCAGACUUUAUUAAACCCCUUUCUGGGCCUAAGGACAAAGCUCACAUGAACAAAUGAUUUUGAGUCAUGAAUGAAAAAUCUUGCUCUUUCCAUAAUGAGAAAGAAUUAAGAGUUGGACAGGGCGAAAGAGUGUCUGCUGGGCAUUCUGCAUCAUAUGACAAGAACAACAGUGCUCUUUCCACCUUCAGAGGAAUUCCUAUCUCGGAGUUGAAGAACCACAGAAAUCUCCCGGCCCUGACCACAGAAGCUAAUGGAUGGGAGCCAGUUGUGAGUACAGAGGUGCUCAGAGCCCAAGAAGAAUGGGAAGCUGUGGAGACCAUCCAGCCACAGACAGAGAGCCGGGCCAGCUCUGCACAGGCUGGGCAGCUAAUCUCCUUCAGUGAGGCCCUGCAGCACUUCCAGACUGUGGACCUCUCCUCCUUCAAGAAAAGAAUCCAGCCAACUAUUCGAAGGACUGGGCUCGCCGCUCUCCGGCACUUCCUCUUUGGGCCUCCAAAGCUCCACCAGGGCCUUUGGGAAGAAAGGGACUUCUUGCUGACCAUUGCUCAGUGUGGCCUGGAUAGCCAAGACCCAAUGCACGGCCGAGUCCUCCAGACCAUCUACAAGAAGCUGACCGGCUCCAAGUUUGACUGCGCCCUCCACGGAGACCACUGGGAGGACCUGGGCUUUCAGGGAGCAAAUCCAGCCACAGACCUGAGAGGGGCAGGCUUCCUCGCCCUCCUGCACCUGCUCUACCUGGUGAUGGACUCAAAGACCUUGCUGAUGGCGCAGGAGAUUUUCCGCUUGUCUCGUCACGACAUCCAGCAAUUCCCUUUCUGUUUGAUGUCUGUGAACAUCACCCGCAUCGCCAUCCAGGCCUUGAGAGAGGAGUGUCUCUCCAGGGAGUGUAAUCGGCAGCAGAAGGUCAUCCCAGUAGUGAACAGCUUCUACGCUGCCACUUUCCUCCACCUCGCACACGUCUGGAGGACGCAGCAGAAGACCAUCUCAGACUCAGGCUUUGUCCUCAAAGACUUGGAAGUGUUAGCCAAGAAGAGCCCGCGGCGGCUGCUCAAGACACUGGAGAUCUACUUGGCUGGGGUGUCAAAGGGACAGGCCUCCUUGUUGGGGGCAAAGAAGUGCUGUGGGCCACAAGCCCCUUACUCCAAGGACCUCACCUUCACAGGUGUCUGUGACCUGCAGUCUCACUCAUCCGAAGGCACGUGGCUGAUCUGACUGUCCCAGAGACUGACUGAUAGAAAGACCUAAAGGCUGGGCUGCACCCAGAGGUGCAUGGCCAACCAUGUUAGGAGCACCCUGGCUGAGCCAGGCCCCUUCCUGUCUCAGCAGGUGGGAUGUAGGAAGUUCUUGGGCCAAGUACCCUCCCCUCACUGCCGUGAGGCAUUGGAACAGGUAGGUUUUUCCCACACCCUGCAGACCUGCCUCCAGAGCAAAGAGAAUCUCAUCUUAGUCUCACCUGGGCUGCAGUCUACAGGGUUGAGUUCCAGGUUAUUUCAAUGGGAGUGAAUGGAUCAUGAGGUGGGACAGCCCCAUGUGGAUAUUCUGUACAUGCCCACGUGGGAAGGAGAUGCCCAAGUAGAGGGAGCCAUAAUUCUGACUCCCUGGCAGCAGGGCUCUGGGCCAGGCGUCUGUGCAGUUAGGCCUGGAAGGAGGGAGACAGCAGCGCAGCAGCCGACAGGGGGCAGCAUGACCUAGAGCAAGCUGCCUGGGACCUCAGCUGGGGGGAAGGGCUUCCUCUCCUCCAUCCACCAGGCCGGUCAGGACUCCUAGGGGUUUCUGGCCUUUCACUUACCCUACCCUCUUCUUCCCAGUCCCCCCCUCCAUUGUUUGUCUUCUAGAAAUGGGCAUUUGGCUAGGCAUGUCCCCUGGCUGCCCCAUCCUAACCGUCCAUAAGUUGGGACUUCCUUCUGUAGAGGCUGCGCACAUCCCAUGAUGGUUUUCUGGCCUGGCUGAGGGAAAGA